Brassica oleracea var. oleracea is the source of this 1544-nucleotide messenger RNA. RefSeq lists its product as uncharacterized. Lineage: Eukaryota; Viridiplantae; Streptophyta; Magnoliopsida; Brassicales; Brassicaceae. The transcript has a single exon. The coding region runs from base 85 to 1410 and encodes 441 amino acids. The record is from RefSeq and is a predicted model, not a curated record.
CGUUUUAGUUUACAUCUGAGAGUAACUUAAAAAAAAAAGAUCAAAGAGGAGAUCGAGCAGAGCAGAGCAGAGCAGGAAAGAACAAUGCUCGACCUCUUCGGGACCUACAGGAACCUCAUCCUCCAAACCCUACUAUCCCUCUCCUUAACCCUAAUCCUCUACUUCCUCAGAAUCCCGAUCAUCUUCCUCUACGGCCUCUGCACCUACAUCCAACCGGAGAAUCUCGGCCAGAACAGCGCCGGAAGUGGAGUCAGAGCCGCGAUCCGACGUCCUUCAAACACAGACGAUCCCAAACCCAACAAUGAACUCAGAAGAAGAAACAGAUCCAAGGACAAAUCCGAAUUCGACGAAACCAACGCUCAGAUCUUCCGAAUCAAACUCGACGAAGACCACCUCAGAUCCCGCAUGUACUUCACCGAGUACAACUCCCUCUUCGUUGUAUCCUUCCUAUCUCUCUCCUCCUUCCUUCUCCAGAAGUACUUCUCCGUAGAUGAUAAGGGCCUUUUGUUCCCUCUUGUUCUCGGAUUCAUCGCCUUGUGCAAAGUCUUCGUUGCGUUAGCUAAGAUCUCGAUCGAGAGAUCUGCGUCCAAGCGAUCUGAGAAGAAACUUAGCUUGAUCUUCGGGGCGUUAGGGUUUGUCUUCGGGAUUAUAAUCAGUGCUGGUGUCUUCCCUAAAGGGUUUGACUUUCAGUUAGGCUCCGUUGAUGCCUUCUGCUGUAUACUCAUCUCCUUCUCCAUGGCGUGCAUCGCUGGGUUCCUCUACAUGCCUGCGGGGAGAAGUGCGAGGUCGUUUUGGGUUGGAACUGAUCAGAUUAGGAGUAAUCUCUCGAUCAUAUCUUGUGGAUGGUUCGGUAGAAUGAUUCUUUAUGUGAACUACAUUGUAUCCGUUUUCACUUCGUUGCUUUGGAUCCAUCCUUUGGCUGAGAUUCUAGUGAAGAGAAGCGGCAAUGCUGGUGGGUUGGUUGGUAAUGUAGGCUUCUCGACUAGUGAUUUCGGCAGGUUUCGUGUUCUGUGUUUGUUGCUGUCCGGUUUGCUACAGGCUAUGGCGGUUCGUCCUAACCUUCAGAUGUUUUUGAACGAAGCGGUGUUAUCUUGGUAUCAGCGAUUACAUGGGAGUAAGACUCCUGAUUUGGAGUUUAGCAGGGCGAAGAUGUUUCUUCAUAACCACUACUUGUGCCUCGUUGCUUUGCAGUUUGUGGCGCCGUCCGUUCUUGUGAUCAUUUUCCUCGGAUUGUCUCAGAUUGAUCUACGCUCCUUUGCUGUUUCUCAACUGGUAUGUGGUUCUUUGCCUUGCAGCGAGUUCGUGGGACAAGUUGGUUUGUUGAUGUCUUGGUGGGUUCUUUUUGUUUGGUCGGCUUUUGCUUCUGCAAGUCUUGUUUUCUAUCGGCGUGGUGUCUUAUAUGUUUCUUGAGAUGGAAUUUCUGAAUCUUUUUCAUGUAUUCGGAGGAAAAUGCCAGUAACAAAACAAAGAAUCAGUUUUGCACGACUUUGGCCCAUUUGUUUGUUUGUUUGUUCUACUUACUACUUGUCUCAAAGUUUACUGAA